AUGUCAAAAUUAUCUAGUGUAGAAAUUAUCAACGAACAAAAGGCAAAGACAAUUUUGGAAAAAUUAACACACGCUGAACUUGUAUUAUUUGGCACAAAUUUAUGGGACACUGGAGAAUUAUCUGAAAUCAUAUUACUGGAAAAUUGUAAUGCAAAAUAUGGAUCAUUUGAAAAUACGCAGUCUGAUCUUCAGGCAUAUGUGAACGCACAUAUUGAAUCAAAUUUCGAGUAUUUAUUAUUAAUGUCAUUGAAUUUUGAAAAUAACGAGGCAAAUCGAAUUGGUUUUUCUAUUAUCGUUAUGAUUCAAUUUAUCACCAAGUGAAGUGGAACAAUGAAUUUAAAUCAAUUGCCACAUUUCAAAAUGGCCGAAGAAGCAUUGAGACUUUACGCACAAACGAAAAAUCAUCCCAAACAAAACGUAGCAGUUGCACAUUAUUUGGAAGAAGAAUUCAUGGAACCACAAGCCGAUUGUAUUCGAAAAUUGGCAGGACACUCCAAUGACGACAAAAAUAUUCUACAAGAUUGCGAUGUAUUUCUCUUCAAUGAAUAUGAUAGACUUUUUUUAAUAAAAUUCAAUUAAGAAUUAAAUUAAUUCACUUCAUGUGAUUUUGUCAUUUAAUAUAUUUUCGUUACUCUAUCAAUUAUUGUUU
Molecule: messenger RNA, 649 nt
Organism: Leptopilina heterotoma
Lineage: Eukaryota; Metazoa; Arthropoda; Insecta; Hymenoptera; Figitidae
Source: RefSeq, a predicted model, not a curated record